Molecule: messenger RNA, 2435 nt
Organism: Diabrotica virgifera virgifera (western corn rootworm)
Lineage: Eukaryota; Metazoa; Arthropoda; Insecta; Coleoptera; Chrysomelidae
Product: zinc finger MYM-type protein 1-like
Exons: 2
Coding region: 400-1764 (454 amino acids)
Source: RefSeq, a predicted model, not a curated record
UUACAGCUGUGUGCUAUCACCAGACAGUUGAAGAUAUGAGUGAGAGAGUGACUAGCAGACAGAUUGGCUAGACAGAGUGGUUUUAGUAGUGAGAUAGUGUUAAGUAAGUGUUAUUAGUUAUUAUUUGUAAAGAAGUAGAAGAGUGAAGAGUAUUGAGUAUUAGAAAUCUGUAAAUAUUAGUAGGUAAAUAGUGCAAGUAUUGUUAUACUUAUAAGUGGACUUGUUGAAAUAAAGUAGUAGUUUAAAGUUUUAAAGUGAGUUGUUGGUUUAUUGAAGAACGAAGAACCCACGGAAAAUACGACGGGUAAAAGUCGUAACAAUAUUCAAUAUUGUUCAUCCCAGUCAGUUAGUUUAAACUGUUUAAAGUGUCGAGUCCAGUGUCGCAAAAUUUUCAACACUAUGAGUGACGGCCGAAAACGAUUAAGUGGAGCGCAAUACAAGACGCUUGCUGAGGAAAAGCGGAGAAAACUUCAUGCAGUUUUAGACAAAACAAAAAAAUUAAACAACUAUUUUUUAAUUAAACCUACAACUACAACUUCCAAAGCGCAAACACAUGAUUCGGAUUCGGAAUCGGAGACUGUUACUGCUGUGUCUGCUAUACCUAUACCACCAGAUAAUGCGGAAGCGAUGGACACGGAGCCAAGUGAGAGGUCAGAAUCUAAAAUAGAAGCAUCUGCAUGUGCAUCAGCUUCAGUAAAUCCACAAUGUUUACAAGCAGUUAUCAGUAACGACCCUGCCGAAUGGAAGGCCAACGAUGCUACUAUCGAUUAUUUGUUGUCCUUACCAAAUGAAAUAUGCCAAAAUACAGAUGAGGAUUUUUCACUAACAAAAACUGUUAUUGGCAAUAAGACACGGUAUCUUACUAAGAACGUUUUCCGUCGUAAACUUGCCAAUGAGGAAGAACAACCUCGUAGAUACUUAAUAUAUUCACCAUCAAAGAAAUCCCUGUUUUGCAUUCCAUGUCGUCUUUUCGGAGGAACCUCAAAAAUGGCCACUGAUGGCGUAAAUGAUUGGAGUAAUGUAAAUAAAAUUUUGAAUUUACAUGAAAACUCCCACGAACACGCCAAAUCCCAAGUAACCUUAUUGCGGCGUCAACAAAAGCAAAACCAAAUUGAUUCAUUGCUGUGUCAGCAAAUAAGACUCGAAGAAGAUUACUGGCGAAAAGUGUUAAAGCGGGUGGUUGCAGUGACUAAAAAAUUGGCUUCCAGAGGUUUACCGUUUAGAGGAACAGUUGAAAAAUUCGGCAAUCCAAACAACGGAAACUUCAUGAUGUGUCUGGAGCUCAUAGCGGAAUUUGAUCCGUUUUUAGCCACGCAUGUAUCUCAGCAUGGAAAUCCGGGAAGUGGUAAAACGUCAUACCUCUCAUCUACAGUAUGUGAAGAAUUUAUCGACUUAAUGUCGACUGAGGUUCUGAAUCACAUUAUGUCCGAAAUUGUAAAGUCAAAAUACUAUUCAAUUAUAAUUGACUCAACACCCGACAUGGCACAUAUUGAUCAAUUAUCCGUAAUCAUCAGAUAUGUUACAGAAAAUGGAAAACCAGUAGAGCGCUUCGUUGGCUUUUUGCCAAAUUUGGGACAUAAAUCUGAAGAUAUGGAAAAUGCUGUAAUUUCUAAAUUGGAGAAGCACAAUUUGGAAUUAAAACAUUGUCGAGGUCAGUCCUACGACAACGCUAGUAAUAUGUGCGGCUGUUACAGUGGUUUACAAGCAAGGAUUUUGAAACGCAACCCGCUCGCUGAUUACCUACCUGUGCCGCCCAUUCAUUGAAUUUGGUUGGCGUCUGCGCUGCCGAAUGUGCCGGAGAGGCUGUAAGGUUUUUUGAAACGGUGUAGAGCCUAUAUACUUUUUUCUCGGCGUCUACUCGUCGUUGGGAAAUUCUACUUUCCAAUUUAAAACCCGGCGCUAAAGUUCCAAAACGGGUCGACGGAACAAGAUGGUCUGCACGCCAUGAUGCUUUAAUGAGCUUACGCGGGAGCUGGAGCAAUUAUUUAAAUGCUUUGACAACAAUUGAAGAAGCGGUUUCAGAAAAACCAACGGUUCGAACGGAGGCAGCUGGGAUUAAACGUCGCUUAAACCGUUUCGAAUGUGCCUUCAUGUCGGUUUUUUGGGAAAUGAUAUUAGAGCGUUUCCAUAAAACCAACAAAACUCUUCAGGGCGUCGAUAUCGAUACUGGCGACGUAACUAGACUCUUUUUAUCAUUGAUAAAUUUUGUCAAAUCUUUGCGAAAUACUGCCAUGUUUGAAACGUACAUUGACAAAGCCAAAAAUAUUAUGGAUGAAAGAUACGAUGAUGACCAUCAAAGAAAUCGGAGACGUAAACUUUUCUUAGAUGAAAAUAGGGAUGGUGACACAAUUCUGACAGGAAGGGAACAGCUAAAAGUGGACACAUAUUUUUCUAUACUUGAUAGGGUUUCAAUGGAACUGAACAAAAGAUAUGAA